Eublepharis macularius is the source of this 809-nucleotide messenger RNA. RefSeq names its product hydroxyacyl-thioester dehydratase type 2 (gene HTD2). The transcript has a single exon. The coding region runs from base 1 to 525 and encodes 174 amino acids. Lineage: Eukaryota; Metazoa; Chordata; Lepidosauria; Squamata; Eublepharidae. The record is from RefSeq and is a predicted model, not a curated record.
AUGCUGAUUGCUCUGUCUAAGUGCAGGAUCUUUUGUGCAAACUUCCAUGGAACGUUCCCAACAAAGACAAAAGUUACCCUGCCAUUCCUCGUACAGCCCUGUGUUCUGCGGUUACACAUCCAAGUAGGAGACAAGGCAGAACUAACAAAGACUUUUACCCAGAAAGAUGUCGUCACCUUUUCGGACUUAACAGGGGAUACAAACAGAUUACACCUGGAUGAAGAAUACGCAAAGAGGACAAGGUUUGGGAGAACAGUCGUACAUGGUGUUCUGAUCAAUGGACUUAUCUCUGCCGUUCUGGGUACUAAAAUGCCUGGGCAUGGCUGUAUUUUUCUGUCUCAGGAAAUUACGUAUCCAGCCCCUUUAUAUGUUGGAGAAGAGGUCUUGGCAACAGCAGAAGUUAAGAGACUGAAGAAGUGUCUUGCAUAUAUUUCAGUGUCAUGUACAGUUGCAGAAAGUAGCAAGACUGUGAUGGAGGGUACAAUUAAAGUUAUGGUUCCUGAUGAUCAGAACUCCAAAUCUUAACUGUGUUGCAGAGGUCAGGAAGAGCUUACAUUUCAUUCUUCUUAAUGACAAAAUUCACUGUCGGUUUUAUUCCAGUAUGGAUUAGGACUGAAGAAAUGUGCAAGGCAAACAAAGAUAAAUGCAUCCUGUACUUACCUAUUUGUAAUUUUGUUAUUGUAUCAGGUCUUAACCCAAGUCAUAAAGUUUGUGAAAACUAGAAUCAACUGAGGUCUAAAUGUGUUGGAAAAUCUAAAAAGUUAGUAGCAAAAUAAUGUUUUGGUGCAUAGGCCUUUGGGCUACGUUGA